Messenger RNA from Coprinopsis cinerea okayama7#130, 294 nucleotides. RefSeq lists its product as hypothetical. The coding region runs from base 1 to 294 and encodes 97 amino acids. The transcript is spliced from 2 exons. Lineage: Eukaryota; Fungi; Basidiomycota; Agaricomycetes; Agaricales; Psathyrellaceae. The record is from RefSeq and is a predicted model, not a curated record.
AUGUACGAUGUCGUUUUCGUGUUCAUCCUGCCUUUUGCGUUGAACCGCCAGGUUUUUGAUGAGAUAUCGACUCCAAGGAUGGCUUGGAGCAUCUUUAUCUCUGCUCGGAUGACGGUCCCCUAUCGAGGUGUUCGCCUUUAUACUGCUGGAACCGUCGCUGAAGACUUAGACCCUCGUCUUGGAGAUCCAAUACCACAGGCGGCGUUGUUUGCGACGAUUGUCACGAGGAUUCAGACUGCGGCCUGGGCGUCCCUUGUCUUGUGUAGCUUGCCGAUUUCCGUGGAUCGAGACUGA